UAGAUUUCCAAGAUGGUGCUUGGGGAAGACGAAAUACCUGAACGUUUUGGAUCGGUGCGCCUUGUUGGGGGUGAAUCUUUGGUAUCUCACCGAACAGUGUUCAGCAGAGACUCCAAGAUCUUGUUUUGUUCUUGCGGCCGAAAGAUACGAGUGUACAGCACAUUAACGGGAUAUUUAUUGCGAGAACUGCAAGGACACGAGGGAAAAGUUACAGACUUUAAAAUCAACCCUAAAAAUCACUUACAGUUAAUUUCCUGUGCAGCAAGUGGAGAUGUUAUAUAUUGGGAUUACACAGAUGGACAGAUUAUCAAGAAAUACAGAUUUGAGGGUCCUUUAGUAGGAUUGAUUGUUCACUCGGCACACAAUGAAUCAGUCUUCUUGAUAAAACAAACCUCUUGUAAAGGUAAGAAGAGAAAAUCAAAGGAAGAAAAGAAAAAAAAGCUUGUUGAAUCAGAAGAGUACAGCUUGUCAGUAUACAAUCCAAGAAAGUGUAAAAAAUUUGACAAACCAAAGUUGAGAGUGUUACUUUACAAAUCAGGCAACUCCAAACAGACUACACUGAGUGGUGAUGGCAACUUAUUAGCAACUGUGAAAGAGAAUGAACUACACUUGUGGAAUUUUCUCUCUGGAAAAUUAAAUAUGUUUUCAUACAAACGCACACAGUUUACAUGUGCAACCUUUCAUCCCGUAGAAGCUUGUGUAGCUACUGGUGGAUGUGGAAGUGGGGAGAUUAUUUUAUGGCAAGGUUUGGAUCAGUUAGUAAGUCCUGCUACUUCAGUUCUUCAUUGGCAUCCUAAUCCUGUUUCUGAUAUGAUUUUUUCUCACGAUGGUUCUAACAUGUUUUCUGGUGGAGAGGAAGGUGUUCUGGUGUUGUGGCAGUACAAGACAGAUCAUCAAGUCUUUCUUCCCAGGUUAAGCACUCCCAUAAACCACCUUGCUAUCAGUCCAGAUGACUCAUUGACAGCUGUCAGUCAAAGAGAAAAUGUUAUUAGAUUGGUGAACAAUAUUGAGUGGAAGAUUAAGCGAACCAUUCAGGGAUUAAGACAAAUUGAUAAUCUUUUUGCUGGGAUUGUUUAUGAUCCUCGCUCAAAAGCCCUAGUGACUAGCAACAAGCCUGGUGUUAUACAGUUUUAUCUUCCACAAAGUGAUCAUCAUGCCUUUUCUCUUGAUGUUGUAAGACAGAACAUUAUUGUAAAGACAAAGAAGGAGCAGGUUGUUUGUACCAAGAUUGAUCAAGUGGCAUUCAAUGAUAAUGGAAGCUGGUUGGCAACAGUAGAAAGAAGAGACGACAAGAAAAAUGCAAUGGAAUUGAGACUCAAAUUCUGGGAAUACAGCCAAAGGGAUCAGUGUUAUGUUACAAACACCUGUGUCGAUCCACCUCAUGAUCAGAAGAUUGUAGCUGUUCAGUUUCAACCACAGAAGGAAAGAGAUGAAAGCUCAUCUCCUCUUGCCAUGACUGCUGGAAGUGAUGGAAAGUUUAAGAUAUGGGUUCUUGCUGAGGAAAGAGAUAUAAAAGGAAAGGAAUACUCUUGGUCUUGUCAAUCAGUUGGUUACUAUGGUGACAAACCUUGCCAAGAUGCAGCCUUCUCUGGGGAUGGAUCUCUGGUAGCAGUGGCUUAUGAUAAGGUUAUCACCCUAUGGACCCCAACUACAAAUGAACUGAGGAAGACUCUGGCCCUACCCUACCCUGAUGAGGAGAUCAAGUGGAUCAAGUUUGGACAUAACAGCUCUUCUCAGUACCUGGUCUCCAUCACUAAUCGAUAUCUAACUGUGUGGAAUCUUCUCUCCUGCACAGUUUGGUGGAGUGUGGAAGCCCCUGUGACGUGUUUAUUGUCUGAUCCACAAACAAACCUGAUUUGUGUUUUCGUUUCAUUCAACAAGAACAAAUCACACUUGUACGUUUUCGACCCAGCCUCCCCUCAUCCUGUAGCUGUUCAAUCUUCUGUGUCCAGGAAGUCGGAUGUGGUGUCAGCGGCUUUCGACAGGGAAAGCAUGUUAUACAGCAAUAAAAGUGGGAAAUCAUUCAAAAUGUCGAAACUUUACUUCUUGAAUCAGGAACAGAAACUGUUCACAUUGGAUUUUGGUGAAUCAGGAGAUACAAAGAGUCGGGUCAAGCCACAGGAAUCAGCUGCAGGUUCAGAACAGCAGACUGAAUUCUACAAGAUCUUCGGACAGUCAACUAAAAGUAGAGCGGAGUCCACUUCAGAUCAUCGCGUAGGUAAAGGUAUCAGAGGGGGGACUCCAUCAUGUGCUGUGAUCAGACAGAUGCUGCAGACCCCUUCUCAUGUUCUUCCUUCAGUUACCGCUCUGUGCUCAUCAUUUCUGCAAUCACUACUGGUCAGCAAGCAAUCCGCGCCAAGGGAAGAUCAAGAUAAUUUCAAGAACAGUGAAAGUGAAAACGAUGAUGAAAGUAUGAAUGAAGAUGAAGACAGCGACGUAGAAACAACGCGGGUUGCCGAAGGAGCUUCAAGGCAAGUUCAUGACUCUUCGAUAGAAACAACAAAAAGUGCUGUUUUGCAAAGCAGGCGACUCAGUUCCGGAGAACAUAAUGCUGCUCUCGACAGUGUGAAUUUUACCUGGCUUAAAGAAUACUUUGCCUCCUCUUGAAUAAACUUUGUUACUGGUGCAAUGAAA
This is a messenger RNA of Stylophora pistillata, 2634 nucleotides long. RefSeq names its product WD repeat-containing protein 75. Gene Ontology annotation, biological process: positive regulation of transcription by RNA polymerase I; ribosome biogenesis; positive regulation of rRNA processing. The record is from RefSeq and is a predicted model, not a curated record. Gene Ontology annotation, cellular component: small-subunit processome; nucleolus. NCBI's taxonomy places the organism in Eukaryota, Metazoa, Cnidaria, Anthozoa, Scleractinia, Pocilloporidae. Gene Ontology annotation, molecular function: protein binding; RNA binding.